Molecule: messenger RNA, 845 nt
Organism: Owenia fusiformis
Lineage: Eukaryota; Metazoa; Annelida; Polychaeta; Sabellida; Oweniidae
Source: the annotation of a GenBank genome assembly
CUGGAUCGUCUUGACCGUGUCAAACACGCACCUAGCAACCUGUGGCAACUGGUCUCCGACCAAUGGACUAUGGAUGAAGUGAAACAUCAGAUGAUUGGCAUUCAAGGGGCUGAUACACAGCUCCCACCUGUAUUGGAGCGAAUCUUCAGUGGACAAGGCAGAGACACAGGUGGAGAGAUGGAAGGCCCAAGUGCAGCCAUAGAACUGCCACCUCAUAGAUCAUUCUGGGACAUCAUCAAGGGUGAUGCUCAGAGUGCUGAUCUGGUAGAUACUACAUUGUUGACCCAUUUCUUUGGCCAAAAGGGAGACAAGAGUCUUUCAUAUGAUAAUUUUUACAGGUUUAUGGACAAUCUCCAGACAGAGGUGCUAGAAUUGGAGUUCAGUGAGUUCUCCAAGGGAAUGCCAAAGAUAUCUGAGGUUGAAUUUGCGAAGAUUCUUCUUCGUUAUACGAAAGUCAACAAAGAGGACUAUGAAGAAUACCUGGAUAGACUGAAAAAUAGAGUACAGCAAGAAGUGGGGAUUGAAUUUAAAGUUUUCAAGCAGUUUUGCCAGUUUUUAAAUAGUUUGGAUGACUUCACUGUUGCAAUGAGGAUGUACUCAUUUGCUGACCAACCAGUUUCCGAAGAGGAGUUCCAGCGUGCGGUGAAGAUCUGUACAGGGUUUUCAUUGGACCCUGGUAUUGUGCACACAGUCUUCCAGAUCUUUGACACAGAUGAUGAUGGCCACCUUAGUCACGAUGAGUUCAUCUCAAUUAUGAAGGACAGACUACAUAGAGGCUUUAGAUCUCACCUUAUCCACCAGGGGUCGUGGCCAGCCUUCAAGAAUUGCGUCAAACACGAGAUGAG